GCGGCGGCCAAUGGCCACGGCAGAGGCGGGGCCGAGCGGCAGAACCUGGUUCCCGAGGCGCGGCGGCCGCGGCUGGGGGCGGGGAGGGGGGCGCAGGACCCCAAGCGGGGGUCCCGGAGCCAGAGGGCCAAUUCCCGUCCCCCCAGCAGCAUGGCAUCGUGUGCUGAACCCUCUGAGCCCUCUGCCCCACUGCCCGCCGGGGUCCCACCGCUCGAGGACUUCGAGGUGCUGGAUGGGGUUGAGGAUGCAGAGGGUGAGGAGGAAGAGGAGGAGGAAGAGGAGGAGGAGGAUGACCUGAGUGAGCUGCCACCGCUGGAGGACAUGGGACAACCCCCGGUGGAGGAGGCUGAGCAGCCUGGGGCCCUGGCCCGAGAGUUCCUCGCUGCCAUGGAGCCCGAGCCCGCCCCAGCCCCGGCCCCGGAAGAGUGGCUGGACAUUCUGGGGAACGGGCUGUUGAGGAAGAAGACGCUGGUCCCAGGGCCGCCAGGUUCGAGCCGCCCGGUCAAGGGCCAGGUGGUCACCGUACAUCUGCAGACGUCGCUGGAGAAUGGCACGCGGGUGCAGGAGGAGCCGGAGCUGGUGUUCACUCUGGGUGACUGUGACGUCAUCCAGGCCCUGGAUCUCAGUGUCCCACUCAUGGACGUCGGGGAGACGGCCAUGGUCACUGCUGACUCCAAGUACUGCUACGGCCCACAAGGCAGCAGGAGCCCAUACAUCCCCCCGCACGCGGCCCUGUGCCUGGAGGUGACCCUGAAGACGGCUGUGGACGGGCCUGACCUGGAGAUGCUCACGGGGCAGGAGCGCGUGGCCCUGGCCAACCGGAAGCGGGAGUGCGGCAACGCCCACUACCAGCGGGCGGACUUCGUCCUGGCCGCCAACUCCUAUGACCUCGCCAUCAAGGCCAUCACCUCCAGCGCCAAAGUGGACAUGACGUUCGAGGAGGAGGCACAGCUCCUGCAGUUGAAGGUGAAGUGUCUGAACAACCUGGCGGCCUCACAGCUGAAGCUCGACCACUACCGCGCAGCCCUGCGCUCCUGCAGCCUUGUGCUGGAGCACCAGCCAGACAACAUCAAGGCUCUCUUCCGCAAGGGCAAGGUGCUGGCCCAGCAGGGGGAGUACAGUGAGGCCAUCCCCAUCCUGAGGGCAGCCCUGAAGCUAGAACCUUCCAACAAGACGAUCCACGCAGAGCUCUCAAAGCUGGUGAAGAAGCAUGCGGCACAGCGGAGCACGGAGACUGCCUUGUACCGGAAAAUGCUGGGCAACCCCAGCCGGCUGCCUGCUAAGUGCCCUGGCAAGGGUGCCUGGGUAAGCUGGGGCACAGAAUGGGCAGGGGCUGCGUGCAGGGCACGCCUAGCAGAGGGAUUUUAUUUUGCAUACAUGGAUGUCCUUGGAGACUGGGCCGUCCUGGGCGAUGCAGGGGACAUGGAGAGAGCCCAGCCCUGUGUGAUCACGAGUGGAGUUGAAGGUGGAACUCAAGCUGGAAGGCUGGGGGUGGACUAUGGAGCCUCUUCCAGGGCACGAGGGGCGGUGUCCUGGAGGAGGGGCCAUUUGAUUUGGGUUUUGCUGCAUGCGUAGGAGUUUGCCAGGAAGUGGGAAAUACAUAGUCUGGCAGUGAUUUGUUGGGAGGUCUGUUUGGGCUGUGCUGGCAGCUGAGGCCCCAGAGGCCAGUCUUGACCUCCCUCCACCCUUCUCUCCCCUCCUUUUUAUCCACAGUCCAUCCCAUGGAAGUGGCUGUUUGGGGCGACUGCUGUUGCCUUGGGGGGUGUGGCACUCUCUGUGGUCAUCGCUGCCAGGAACUGAACACCUAGCUGGCCGCCACCCCCUCUGCACACCAUGGACCCUGCCCUGCGCUCCCCAACUCCCCCAGGCUCCCUGUCCACUGCCCUCCCUUGUCUGGCCCCCUCCUCCGGGUUAGGGGAGCAAGGAUUGGGGGUCGUGCAGCCCAGCCAGCAGGAGGGACUGAGGCCCUCUAGGAGGAAAGCCCAGAGGGAGGGGGCCCUCCUUCCUUCAGACCCAGUUUUCCCCCACCCUCCUUACCCCGCUGGGCUAGGUCUCCGCCAGGGCCGGCCUCAGUUUCUCCUCAACAGGCCUGGGGGCAGCCCUUCCCCUGCCUAGUCCCCGCCUGAGUGCCAGCCCCCCUGCCCCGCCUGCCACCCCCUGUCCAGGUUCCCUCCCCGCCACAGUGAAAUAAAGCGUCCCACCCUGCA
Molecule: messenger RNA, 2207 nt
Organism: Pongo pygmaeus (Bornean orangutan)
Lineage: Eukaryota; Metazoa; Chordata; Mammalia; Primates; Hominidae
Gene: FKBP8
Product: FKBP prolyl isomerase 8
Exons: 8
Coding region: 151-1575 (474 amino acids)
Biological process (GO): negative regulation of apoptotic process; protein folding
Cellular component (GO): cytosol; mitochondrial envelope; endomembrane system
Molecular function (GO): peptidyl-prolyl cis-trans isomerase activity; protein binding; protein folding chaperone
Source: RefSeq, a predicted model, not a curated record